Messenger RNA from Nicotiana attenuata, 2806 nucleotides. RefSeq names its product arginyl-tRNA--protein transferase 2-like. Gene Ontology annotation, biological process: protein arginylation. NCBI's taxonomy places the organism in Eukaryota, Viridiplantae, Streptophyta, Magnoliopsida, Solanales, Solanaceae. Gene Ontology annotation, cellular component: cytoplasm. The record is from RefSeq and is a predicted model, not a curated record. Bases 302 to 2239 code for a protein of 645 amino acids. Gene Ontology annotation, molecular function: arginyl-tRNA--protein transferase activity. The transcript is spliced from 6 exons.
CGGGAAAAAAGGAACAACUUGCACACGAAGUACGCAGUUAAAGGAAAAUAGGCAUAUUCCCUUGCAAAUUGUUGUUGUUCUCUUAUUUAUUUAUAAUUAAUAAUGUUCCCGAAGAGACCAUUACGACUUGUUCUACAGUUGAAAUUUAUCUGUACCAUAACAACCACCCCCUCCCUCAUUCAAUUCGGCGAAGCAAAUCAUGCCUAUCCAAUUUCGUUGGUUUUUGCUUUCUAAUUUCUGUUAAGGACCAAAAAAAACCUAGAAAUCAUGGUGGCUGUGAUGAUUUGAAUAAAGAUCUAAGAUGUCUGAGAAGAAGAAGAUGAGAAGUGAAGCGAGCAGCAGCAACAGUAAUAGGAAUAGCAAUAGCAGCGGUGGUGGAAACAGCAGGGGCGAAACUGUGGUUGCUGAUGUUGGUCGCCGUAGGAACUCAUGUGGCUACUGUAAAUCUGGUGGCCCUACUAGUAUCUCUCACGGUGUAUGGGCACGCAGUCUGACAGUUGAUGACUAUCAAGCUCUUCUAGACAGAGGAUGGAGAAGAUCUGGCUGUUUCUUGUACAAGCCUGAGAUGGAGAAGACAUGCUGUCCAUCUUACACUAUCCGUCUCAGAGCAGGUGAAUUUGUUCCUUCCAAAGAACAACGUCGGGUACUGAAAAGGAUGCAGAGGUUUCUGGAUGGCACAUUGGGUCGAAGAUCAGAUGACUUGAUGGAUACCACAGAUACUUCAGGCGUUUCACAAACCACUACCUUCAGUCAAAGUCGAAGCCCUGCAACAAUGAAGUCCUUGAGAGAUAACCUUGAAGAAAAGAACAAAACUGAACCGUUGAUCCCCUAUAUGGAAAGUCAGAUAGAUAAAGCAGUACAAACAUGCAUUGAAAGUGGGGAUGUCUGCUCUGACGUUCAGUUUCCAAAAGCCUCUGUCAAAAAGGUUGCACCUGUGAAAAGAAAGUUAUCCACUGAAGGGUCUGAGGAUCUGUUAUUUACCAGCAGCAUCUCGUUCCAAAUUGCAGCUGCUAUAAGGCGAUGCAGAAAAGAUGUUGAGCAUGGAAAAACAUCAAAAUUGGGGGCUUGGGAGAGCGAACUGGCUGCUGAUUCCCCAAAAUUGAUUGCUGAAAAACUAGCUAGCUGUCUAAAUAAUCUAGCAGAAUCAUCAGGCUUUUUAGUUAGAGCUUGCAACGGACAUAUAAACUUCUAUUCUUCUGAAAGACAAGUUGAUGAAGACAGUGUAGUGAGCAGCCAGAAUGAGUCAAAGCAAUCCACACCAGGAAGCUGCAGUAAAGAGAGCUUCUCAUCAACAGCACAAGGAAACCCUGAGCUCAAAAGAAGGAGGUUUGAGGUUCGUCUUAAAAGGUCCAGUUUUGAUCCGGAAGAAUAUUCCUUGUAUAGAAGGUACCAGAUUAGGGUGCACAAUGAUUCGCCAGACGAAGUUGCUGAGAGCUCAUAUAGGAGAUUUUUGGUUGAUACACCUCUAGUAUUCGUUCCACCCUCUGGGGACCUUACUGUUCCCCCCUGUGGCUUUGGUUCUUUCCAUCAGCAGUAUCUGAUUGAUGGACGGCUAGUUGCAGUUGGUGUAGUAGACAUCCUUCCCAAGUGUUUGUCAAGUAAAUAUUUAUUCUGGGAUCCAGAUCUAGCCUUCUUAUCUUUAGGUAAGUACUCAGCCCUACAAGAAAUAGGGUGGAUUAAGGAGAAUCAAGUACAUUGUCCAAGUCUCCAGUACUAUUAUCUGGGCUACUACAUUCACUCCUGCAACAAAAUGAGAUACAAAGCAGCAUACCGGCCUUCUGAGCUGCUCUGCCCUUUGCGUUAUCAGUGGGUUCCAUUUGAUGUUGCCAAGCCACUGCUAGACAGAAAACGGUAUGUGGUUUUAUCUGAUAUUGCCGCAGAAAAUGGAGAGCAUUUAUCGCCUAGUAUCCUUGAAAAUUAUGAGGAGCAAAAUGAUGAAAAACAGUUUCAUGGAUCAAAUGAUAUUUUUGUUGGUGAGGAUGAGGAAAUGGAUGACUCUGAUUUUGAAGAUUCAGAUGACGAAUUGGACCUUGGGAGCAGUGACGUUCAAUUGCCCAAAGUAGAAAGUGGAGACGUUGGCAAUGUUUUGAUUGGGUUGAAGGAAGUUCGUCUGAGAUACGAAGAUUUGCGGGAAGCUUUUGGUUCCAGCGAAAGGCGGUUUAUGGAGACACAACUGCACAGAUACAUGAGGGCUGUUGGUACAGAGCUCUCUGAACGAAUGGUUUAUUCAUUGGGCUAACACAAUAAUCUAUUAAUUCAGUGCAUAAAGUUCUUGCCCUCAUUGUAAUUUUAUGGUGUCCUUGUCAAGCUGUUGGUAGAGCUGAGGAGCCUGGGAAAACCUCCUGAAGUUUGUGCAUCAACAGUGCAUUUCUUGGUGUGAAAAACUAAUUUAGUUAUUCAACGGGAGUUGCAUCCUGAAGCAAUCGUAAUUCAGGGGCUUGUUAUUGGUACUGUACUGCUCUGCUAGUCGACAUGGAAUAAACAAGAAUCAGGUUGGGGUGGAGCUACUCAAUAUGGUCCCUGAUUGGAAAUCUUCAAGCAUCAAGUGGCUUGCUUUAUCCUUCUCCCAUUAUGAAAGCAGCACAUAUUACAUUGCAAAUAAUCUUAGAAGUCGUUUAGAAUGACUUUGAGGGGCAUAUGCUACUAAGAAUAUUUGUUGCAGUCUGAUUGCCAGGUUGUUUUGGAUCGUGUUUAAUUUACAACGGUUCAUUAAAUUUACUGCUUGACGAAGUCCCCCUCGUUUUUGGAUAUUAACCAAUUGGAGGAAGACAAUGAUCUUCUCUAAUACUAUCAGCUUUGAAAUCCA